Messenger RNA from Ustilaginoidea virens, 840 nucleotides. RefSeq lists its product as uncharacterized. Bases 1 to 840 code for a protein of 279 amino acids. Lineage: Eukaryota; Fungi; Ascomycota; Sordariomycetes; Hypocreales; Clavicipitaceae. The transcript is spliced from 2 exons. The record is from RefSeq and is a predicted model, not a curated record.
AUGGGAUUACCGUCAAAGGGUGAUAUGAGGCUACUUGACUUCAAGGUUCAGGAGGCGUUUUACACCAAGAUUGUGGAUCGAUACAUGGCCAUUUGCUCAGAUGCAGGUCAAGGCGUCGAACUGCUGCGACGAUUCUCAUCCCUUCGUAUUCUUGACUCACUGAAUGUCCAGAGUUGCUCCGGCGCUUCGGGUGCUGUGAGCGAUUGCACUGGUGCGAUUUCUGGAAAAUUCACGGAAGGAACUGCUAGAUCCAAAAACCUUCCAAACAUCCUCACGGCGUUGCGGAAACUGAGAGAAGGGGUUGUCGCGGCGAAACGGAUGGAUGUAUUUGCGGCGCAGGUGUAUUUAUUCUCCAUAAGGACGUCGAUUCUCGCCCGAGAUCCUGAAUCUUACCACCCCGCCAUUCUCCAUUUGCUACGCGUUAUUCAGCCUCGAGCCUCUCUUACACCCUCAGAGGUCGACGAAGUCGCCGGGUAUCUGGUGCUGGACGCGGCGUGCCGAAGGAGGCAGCUGGCCGAAGCCGUCAGCCUCCGUCACCAGUAUGGACUGCGAGACAAUUAUGUGAAAGAGGCUCUCCAUGCAGUCAUACACGACAACUAUGCUGCUUUCAGGCGCAUACAGCGACGCAUAGACGGGUACAAAGCGAGGCUCAUGGAAUGGGCAGAUAAGGACAUGCGGUUGCAUAGUCUCAAAUGUUUGGGCCGAACCUAUCACUCCGUAGACCUGAAGUUUCUAGAGACUAUUACAGAAUCAAGUUGGAACGAUUUAAGAGCAAAAGAUGGAGUUGGAUGGGAGUUGAUGGAGGGUAAAGUGAUUAUUCGCAAGGUAAAGAAUCGGUAG